CUUCUUUUAUCAUUGUUUUGUCUUUUGGUUUUUUCCUAUUUCGUUUCCAGAAUUUGACUAACUGCUUUGCUUCCAGAAAGGCCAAGUUAGGCAGCCAUGACGAGGGGCUGGGUAAUGGCAUUUGAGUCCAACUACUGUGCUUCGUUGAACGCCGUCCAAGCGAAGAACCGACCGCGGUGGACGAAAUUAUCUAGCAGGUCGUAGAGGACGUUUUCCGUCAGAAAACGGUCCAACCCAAAACGAAUUUAGGAUGCUGACAAAGGAGUACCGUAUACCAAUGCCCAUAAGUGUUUCAGAGUACAAAAUAGGGCAGUUGUACAUGAUAGCGAAGCAUAGCAACGAGCAGUCUGCUGAAGGAGAAGGAGUUGAAGUUGUGGCUAAUGAUCCUCAUGAAGACCCUCAGCAUGGACCGGGACAGUAUACAGAAAAACGAAUAUACCUCUUCAGUCGUCUCCCACAGUGGAUUAGAUCUCUUAUUCCCAAAAUUUUCUAUAUAACAGAGAAAGCAUGGAACUAUUAUCCUCACACUACCACAGAAUAUACAUGCUCUUUCUUACCGAGAUUCAUCAUCAAUGUUGAAACAUGUUAUGAGGAUAAUGCAGGAACUAAUGAUAAUGCUUUAAAUCUCAAUGAGGGUCAGCUGAGUGCACGAGAAGUGGAUUUCAUCGACAUUGCCUACGACGAUAUUAGCCCGAAGCAUUACAAAGCAGAGGAGGACUUGAAAACAUGGAAGUCGGAGAUAACCGGAAGAGGCCCUCUUGCACAAGAUUGGAUGAAAAGUGAUUUCCAACCAAUGAUGUGCUCUUACAAGGUGGUUUCAGUUUGCUUCGAGGUCUGGGGUCUCCAAACCAAAGUCGAAGACUACGUCCACCGGGCCAUCCGCGAAAUCCUGUUAGUCGGCCACCGGCAAGCCGUCGCUUGGCUGGAUCAAUGGCUCAACAUGACGGAGAAGGACGUUCGUAAAUACGAAAGUGAGAUGCACACUGUCACGAACGAAAAAGUAUUGUAUCAGCCGACUGUCGUCGCUUCCCCCAUUUCAUCACCAGUAGAUGCCGAUCAGCCAGAAGUGGCUACCCCAACUAGACGUAGUUGGUUUAGUUGGUCGUAGCUGGUGAAGUAUAUCUUAAUUUAUUUAUUUGAAGGAAGUCACUUAUCACAUCGCAAAUGUCAUAAUUAUCAAGUUAUCACCCUACUAGUGUAGUGUAUAGUAUUGCGUCUGUUGCUGUAAUUGCAUUUGUGUAAACUGUGAAAGCUUUUGUUUGAAAACUUGAGGAAAAAGAGACUCGACGACAAAUUAAUCCUUUGCUCUGCUCUAAAGAUUUACCAAAUGGCUAAAGGUCCAAAGAGCCCGUCCCUCGGAAGUAGGUACGUGAAAUUCUUAAAGAGUAACGUACCAUCAUUCACUCUCGGUUGUGAUUCAAUAAUGAGGCUAACGCACAUAUACUUAUAAGAAUAUGAUGUUGUCAUAGUCCUUGUUUUCAAUGUCCUGGUUACUUGUUUAAUUUCUGAGUUCCUUUCACCAAAAUAUCUUCUGAUUGUUAUUUGUUUUUUGUUGAUUCAAUUUUCCCUUUGUUUUUUGUUCAUGAAUUAAGGUGGUUAGUAUUUUGAACUUUAUUAAUGAUGUAUUGUAUACAUUACGUAUUAUUAUAGCAGUUUCCGAUGUACAAGCCUGUAUGCUUUAAAUCUCUAGGAGCUUAUUGUCUUGAGCGUGUUAACAUUUGUGAAAUGUCAAACAUUCAACUUCGUCGUUCGCUUUCCUUUCGAUUGAACAGCCCGACAUGUGUCUUGCCUUGUUAGCUUUAUUUUUGAAAAAUCAGAAGUGACGUUGCAUUUAUAAUGUCUCCGCUGAUUAAAUUAAUUGAUGUCAUGUAUAAGAGAAAUCAGAAAAGUAUCUAGUUUAAAAUUUCUUUAUUAAUAUUAUUAAGAAAUAAAUAGACAUUAGCAUAAUUGGAACAUGAAAAUGUUUGAUUUAGAUUUGUUUUUGAUUUUGGUUUUUGAUUUUGUUUGUAACGUUGAUUGGCAAAAAUUAACAUAAAUAUUGUGUGAUGUUCCUUUCAAAACAUGUUAACGAGUUUGAAAAUAGAUACUGGGCAAGUGUA
Daphnia pulicaria is the source of this 2099-nucleotide messenger RNA. It is a transcript of the gene rdgBbeta, whose product is annotated as cytoplasmic phosphatidylinositol transfer protein 1-like. The transcript has 5 exons. The coding region runs from base 251 to 1108 and encodes 285 amino acids. The record is from RefSeq and is a predicted model, not a curated record. Gene Ontology annotation, molecular function: phosphatidylinositol binding; phosphatidylinositol transfer activity. Gene Ontology annotation, biological process: phospholipid transport. Gene Ontology annotation, cellular component: cytoplasm. NCBI's taxonomy places the organism in Eukaryota, Metazoa, Arthropoda, Branchiopoda, Diplostraca, Daphniidae.